This is a messenger RNA of Saccostrea cuccullata (small rock oyster), 4724 nucleotides long. RefSeq names its product protein FAM161A-like. The transcript has 5 exons. Gene Ontology annotation, biological process: cilium organization. Lineage: Eukaryota; Metazoa; Mollusca; Bivalvia; Ostreida; Ostreidae. The record is from RefSeq and is a predicted model, not a curated record. The coding region runs from base 40 to 2262 and encodes 740 amino acids. Gene Ontology annotation, cellular component: cilium.
CUAUUUUCUGCUGCGCACCUUGCAUAGUUUGGUGAGAACAUGGCAACAACCCACGGUUUGACAGUUUUAGCACAUUCAUGCAUAAAACCACCAAGAAAUCCAAAAACCGGUCUCUCUUCAACAUGGCAUGAGAGAGCAAAUGCAUAUCACACGUUUGUAUUACAAAAUUCAGACACAGACUUUAAUGCAAACAGCAAAAAUCAAGAUGGUCAUGAUGACUUCGGUAGGUCUGUUCAUGUUUACACUAAUCCCGCGAUUGAUGAAAUUUCAUCACAACUUCAGGAUCUUGAUGACAACGAAUUUUAUCAAAAAUUGUUGAAAUUGAAAAAUGAGCAUAAAAAGACUUUAUAUUUAUGCGAGCAACUCUACAAGAAAAAAAUUUCGAGUGACAAACCACAGUCCAAUGGUUUACCACUUGAUGACGAGCCAAUAUCAUCAAAUGUGUAUUUAGAUGGGAGACAUGAAGAUGAAAAUGCAAGGGAUAGGUACAUUGAAAGGGAUGUUAUACAGACCACAGCUAGUAAACCACCAACUGGACGCCAGCAGUUCCAUACUUCUCCAAUGUCAAAAAAGGCAGGUUUCAGUACGAUGCCUCUACCUCGACCAAGCUCCGCACCAGUGUAUAGAAGGAGGGGGUCUCUUACAAAAAGCUUAGAAGAAGAAGUCUGGGCAAAAAUAGCGUCAGAGAGAGGUCAGCAACGUGAGAGAGCUGAUUCUGACGAUGAACUUAACACUGAGAGACUUUUGAGGACAUCCGAUGAUAUAGUGAGAUCGUCAGAUGAACCAGAGUUAGCAGCAGCAAUGACGCGUAUUGAGGACAUGUGGGAAAAUUUUUCAGUGGAGGACUAUGCUCCUAGGCAAGUAAAAGAAAGACCAUCAUCAGCAUCUGUCACACGAAGAGAAAAGGAAAAGGAAAAAGAGUGGAGACAUCGAAUAACUAUUCCAAAGCCUUUUAAAAUGACCCUUAGGGAAGCCAGCAAGGAGAAAACAAAAAGCAAACUCCAACUAGAGCAUGAACAAAAGCUCAUAGAGGAAAAAGUCAAAGAAGACCUUGAAUGUCAAAAGAAGUUCAAAGCACAGCCUGUUCCUGCUCACGUGUAUAUUCCUCUUUAUGAUGAAAUUAAUGAGAAGAAUGAGGCAAGAAAAAGAUACAUCAAGCAGUACAGUCAAGAACUUCUCAAAUCUCAAGAAAAACCUUUCAAGUUCCACACAAGAGAAAGGGAGGAUGAAAAGCAUGUUAGAACUUCAUCUGAACCUGUAGAGAGAGAUGUCCACACAUUCAAAGCCAGACCUGUUCCAGGAUAUUUAUAUGACUCUUCUAUUGAUGAUCAGUUGAAAGAAGAGGAGGAAUACCGCAAAAUUAGAAUCAAACUUAGAGCAGAAGAGAUGUACCGCAAGUCCCAAAUGCCAGAGAACAUGGAAAUGAGACAAAAGAUUAAAGACAUGAAGGCUAAAGAAAAGAAGAUAAAAAGCAAAAGAAAAAGCGCAUCAGCAAGCAAAGUGAAACACGAGGUUCCCGAUUAUGAGGAGCUUUACAGACAUUUUCAGAAGGAGCUGCUGAGAAGAAAGCAGGAGAGAGAAGGGACAGUGGUGAAACCAUUCAAACUGAGCACAGCAAGUACAACAAAAAGGGAGAGAAUCCUGGAGGACAUGAAGAGAGAUGAAGAGGUUCUCAAAGAAAACAGAUGGCCAUACAUGACACCCAGAACAACACCCAGGAAAAGUCUAGGCUACUUAUCAAAUUCCCUGGACUCUCUGCCAGCAUCUUCUACUAAAGCUACAGACUUGAGAACUGAAACUGUGAAGUGUAAAAAAGGGAUUUUAAAAGAUAGGGAACAGCAGGAAAUAGAGCAGGAUAGAAAGAGAAGAAUUAAUGAGAUGAGGUUAAGGAGAAGCAUCCAGGAGCGGACGGGAGCUGACUUACAACCAACUCUGGAGGAGACAACACUAAGGAAGCUCAGGUCUUGCAGAGAAGCUGAAAGAGAGAGGAUAGAACAAUAUGAGAAAGAGCUUGCAGAAAUGAAAGAGAGAGUUGAUAGAAGACCCCUAUUGGUAGAACAACAGUCACAGGUAAAUGCAAAGAAUGCCGUGAACAAAAAAUUUACAGCAACAUUAAGGAGUGUGGGUCUAGAUGAGGACUUUGUACAGACUCGUAGCUCCCAUGCGGGAAGUGUCCGAGAUGAUACUGCAGAUGAUUACGACGAUGACUUUGAUGCCAGCUACAGCAAAAGCCGUGAUGAGAGCCUACAAGCUGAAUCAUAGAAAAACCUCACCCUCAAAUUCUCCUCUCAAGUCAGCAAACUUAUCUCCCCUUGCAGGAUUUCUGUGAUUUUUCAAAUGAUUUUGUUCUCUGAUUUCCUUUGAUGUAGUGAUUUUAAAAUAUUCUGUAUUAAAUUAAUAGAAAAGUUAUAAAUAUGAAAUAAAUUAUCAUUCUUUUUAUUAUCAGAGAUAAAUAUACUAGUACAUGUACCAGAAAUUAAUAGCAUGUAGUUUUUUUCAGUUAAGUGUGAAGUACUGUGAACUUAUAUUUCAAAAAGAGACAGAAUUAAUAACUAAUCUGUGCAUAUUUAAUUCAGUUAAAAGAAUUUUUUUCAUUUGAUCACUAUAAAAUGCUUAAAGUACUAGUAAUAGUUAUGAAGGAUUAAUUAUUAUUGUAGUUUAGAGGAUUAAUAUUUUAGUAUACAUAUUUAUAACAGUAAUAUUCAGGCUAGUAUGAAGAAAAUUUAUAUUAUCAAAGAGGUUUAUGUUUACAGGUUCAUGGAUUUUGUUUAGUUAUUUUACAUAUAUAUUUAUUAUAAAGAAGAAUCAGGACAAAGAAUAUAUUACAAAGUUUUAUCCCAAUGUAUUACUGUAUACAGGGAAAUUUUCGCCCCUGUUUUAUUUUCGCCCCUUUCGUCCUAUCCUCUUUUGGUGAAUUUAAAAUGGGGUGAAUUCAAAGAAUACAGUAUAAUUUCUUAAACAAAACUAUGACUGGGCGAAUUUAAAACGGGAAAAAAUUGUUUUCAAGUGUGAAAGGGCAAAAAUAACAAGGGCCGAAAAUAACCCUGUAUACAGUACUUGUGUCCAUUGAUUAGCAUUUCCAUAAAUGACUCUCAAAGCAAUAUUUAAGGAGAAUGGACUUGUCAGCUUUAAACUGUUUGUUUAUGAGCUAUAUUUUACCACCUUAGUGUCCCAGCUGUUAUCAAAGGGCCAUUCCAAAUUUUUUUCUUUCUAUAUUUAGCAUCCACUUUAACAUCAAGAACCUAUCUUUCUAUAUGGGUAAGCACACAAAGCAGUAGGGGAAAAAACAAUAUUAAAACACAAUUAUAAAAAUUGUCUCUCUUUGAGAAUUUUUUUCACUGUGUACAUAUUGUAAUAUACAAUUAUCAGAACAAAUAAAAAUCACUAACAAAUCUUGAGAACAAAAGUUUAAAAGGAAUUAUGAUUGUAUAGAUGCUGGUCCCCGGGUAUAUUUGAUUUGAUGGAGUUUUUGGUGUAAAUGUGUUUUUUUUUAAUCAAUUUUCAAUUACCUCAAUAUAAAUUCUAUGAUGCUAAACAGAAGGAAAAAACUUGGAAAGGCCUAAUAUCACUCUUAAGUCCAUAGUUUUUUGAUAUUUUGAAUUUCCCUAGAUUGUAAAAAUGUAUUUAUUCACUGUUUGUUCAUAGCAUUUCCAUCCAUAUUUCACAAGUCAGUUUAAAUGAACAUGGGUUUGCAAGCCUAACAUGUAGUGGUGUUUGCCUAUUUAUUGAUCUUAAACAUUAUCCUUAAUUUUUUAUUGUACCAUUUACAGCUUUAAUUUUGCAGCUGGUCAUAAUUAUUUGUUUAUAUACAUGAAUGAUUCCUUUGUAAUAUACUGAGUACUUGCUUCAACAGUUUUAAGAUGAACAUUCAGUAUGCUCAGCCAUUUUUCAGCAUCCAGCACCCCAUGUUAAAUUUUUUGGAAGUCCAGCACUCAAGUAACAUUAGCCCUAUCUGGGCUUAAUUUUCAGGACAGAUACCCCUGGUACAUUUUAGGGAUGCAUAAUACAAAAGUCUCAAUUCUGAGAGCGUAUUGUCCAGAUGUGUUAUAUACACGUUUACCUUAUCAUAUGAACCUUACAGAACUUUCAUACAUUAAAAAACUUGACUAACUGAUAAACUGAGCUUUUCAAUACCGGUAUUUGAUUAUUUUUUCCUAUUUUUAAAUGUGAAAUUUUUUGGUCAAGCAAGCUUUAAAAUAAUGUUUGCUUGUCCUCUCCCAACUCAGGAUAUAAAAGUGGGUAGGUAGCUUUUUAGAAAUUUUAAAAAUCUCAAGAUCAAUACUGAAUUUUCAACAUUUAUUUUCUGGAAUGCAUAAAUGAAUAAUUGCAUUCUGGAGGUUAAAAAUUUUUUGAGGCAGGCCAUUUUAAACCAGUUGGUCAGAAGAGGGCAACCUAACAUUUUUUUUAAGAGAUGGCCUCCUUCAUUUUUUUUUUUUAAAUUUUAACUUGACUACAUGUUCUUUAUUACACAAUAUUCAUAAUUUAAUUCUCUAACAAAAACAUUAGAUUCAAUUCAAAACUGACAGAAAAAAAAUAUUUUGAAAACGUCGUCAUAAUUUAAAUCUACAGGCUUGCAUCCCAUUAAAAUGAGAUCUCAUCUUGUCACUGUGAUAAAACAUGUUUUGCAUCUUGUAAAAAUAAAAUGUUUAUAUAUCUGUUAUUGUACCUUGAUAUGUAGAAAAAGGACAUUGUUAGAAGUUCUUAAAAAUAAAAUUCAAAUUUUA